This is a messenger RNA of Morone saxatilis (striped sea-bass), 2374 nucleotides long. It is a transcript of the gene fjx1, whose product is annotated as four-jointed box kinase 1. NCBI's taxonomy places the organism in Eukaryota, Metazoa, Chordata, Actinopteri, Moronidae. The transcript has a single exon. The coding region runs from base 415 to 1692 and encodes 425 amino acids. The record is from RefSeq and is a predicted model, not a curated record. Gene Ontology annotation, biological process: cell-cell signaling.
UCACCCAGCGCCUGGUGGAGAGAGAGAAAGGAGGAUGAGAAACGGAGAGGUGCAUACGGGCAGAAAGCGCCUGCGAUGCCACUGGGCUAUCAAGAAUUACGCUCAAUAGCGGAUAUCCGCUGUGGUGGUUCCGAAAUGUUCUCUCCUGUUUCCCGCAGAGGAGGGAUAUGGCAAGAGAUGUGAGCAGGACGGGAGAUGAGAUUCACGCUGUUUCGGAGACCCUCUUCCUUCUCCUGUGAUCUCAAACAGUCCGCCUGUGAGCUGCGGGGCUUGGAAGGAGUGCGGGACACGGGGCGCACAGCUCGCAGCCGCUCCAGCUCAACUGUGGACUGCAGAACAAACUGCUUCUCUCUCUGUCUUAUUUAAACCUGCCGGAGCUCCGCGGGGUCCGUGGGGGGAACGGGUGGUCUCACCAUGAGGGCUGUUUCGGCAAACUUCUUCGCCCUCAUUCUCUUGUGCGCCCUUGCGAGUGUGUUCUACGUCUGGAGCGCACUGGAGAACCGUUUGGAGCGAGACAAGCGGAGAUUCUCAGUGCCAGGCUCUUUUCACCAAGGUCUCCCAGCGGACCUCUCCGCCAAAACUUUCCGGGUUUUGCUCGCUGUCCCAGCGGCACAAAGACCGCACUUGGGGGGCAGACUUGAGGCUCACAACCUCACUGAUCAAACUGUCUCUGCAGGAAGUCGAGAUUACCAUGUGAAUGGGGAUAACAAGAGGUCAGCGCGGCGGGAGGGCCCGGUCAAGUUGGGCUCCCCGGUGGAGGAUGGGAUAUUUUGGAGUGAAUGGCUGGAAGAUCUGCUCCCAGUCGGCUUCACGGAGGAAUAUGCUCGGGCUUGGCGAGAGAGAGCCAGGACAUACCGGAUAGUGAAGCUGGAGCCUGGAUGCGGCAGGAUAUCGAACCAGCUCGCCACUUUUGCAGAUGGGACCAAAGCGUGCGUGCGUUACGGGAUAAACGCGGAUCAGGUGCAAGGAGAAACUUUAACUUAUUACCUUGCCAGUUUGCUCGGCAUUACGAACUUGCCUCCUCUCAUACUGUCCCAGCUGAGCGGCGACAGUGAGCAAUGGGCGGCGGUGAGGACACGGAUAGGUGGGUUACAGUGGAGUGACAGAGCCGUGGUUUCUCUCACCGAGUGGGUCUCGAACCUGACCGGCGUGGUCACACCUGCGCCGCUCAGACAGGAGAGCAGUGGGCUGCACCCUGUGCUCGGGGAGCUCUGGAACAAGACCGCGGCGGAGCUGCUGGAGCUAUUGCAGUGGAGCGACCUGAUCGUAUUGGACUACCUGAGCGCAAACUUCGACAGACUCGUCAGCAAUCUGUUCAGCCUGCAGUGGGACUCGCGCGUAAUGGAGAGGGACACCAACAACCUCCUCAAAACCCCCCGCGGUGACCUUGUGUUCAUAGACAACGAGGCCGGACUCGUGCACGGGUUUCGGGUGUUGAACAUGUGGGAGAAAUAUCACAAUACGGUCCUGAGCUCCGUGUGUGUGUUCAGAAGAAGGACCACGCAGCGCGUGGCGGAGCUGCACAGGCGCAGAGAUUCCAGGAAAAGGCUGCUGGAGCUCUACAGAGACAGCGAGCCUUUGUCUCCGGAAUUAGGAUUUCUCUCAGACGAGCAUGCUGGUGUUCUCCAGGACAGGAUAGACAGAUUAUACAAACACAUUCUGCACUGCAAAGGAAAGUACAGCCAGCUGUGACCGUUCAGCACGCACGGAUGACAAAUGUGUCGUCUGCACAGUACAAUGAGCACUGCAAACGUGACUGGCACACCUGUGCUGAACUGAUGCGCAUUACACAAACCUGUCUUGAAUAUCCAGCUGAACUACCUCUUGUGAACAGAAUGUGUUGCAUACUUUAUAAAUAAGUACAUUUCACACGUUUAUAAGCUCCCUGCCGAGAUUUUCACUGUAUGCCUCACAGAGGAGGAAUGGUAAAGGCCAGUUUAUCCUGUCUUACUUCACCCAACUGAUGCUCACCCAAGCAGGAUUAAUUGUAAAGAGUAGGCUAUAUUUGGGACUAGGGUGUCAUAAUGCAGCCCUUCAUAAGUGUUUGGAUUCUUGCCUUGUGUCUUGCCUAAGCCUUAACAUAAGUUGACUCUUGAAUACUGUAUUUCUGUGGACACCUGGCCCGCUUUUUUAUAGGAAAUCGUUUGCACAGUGCAUUGUCGUAGCAGCACCUGCACUCCUGUAAUUGUGUUUGGACUGCAUAUUCAGCCUUAAAGUCACAGGUGUAUCAUAUCCAUUGUACAUGUUGUAAGUAUGUUGUAAAUAUUGUCUGUCAACUCGUUUUGAAUUUGAUGCUCCACUAAUUUAAUGUGCAUUGUAACAUUCCAAAAUCUCUUUGUCUUUUUUGAUAUAAAUACACUGUAAUUUAAUUUAA